UUAACUCUAUCUAAUAAAUAUAUUUAAGUGUUCUUGUGCAUCACUGAAAUUACGAAAGUAACUUUACCGAGUGCAUUAUUUUAAGUGUAUUUGAAGACAAUUUUCAAACGAAGAAAUUUCAAACAGAAGAAAUUGUUGUAGGUUACAGAAUAAAGAGAAGAAUAUGUCAAGAAGUGCACGUUAAAAGUUUCACGGAAAAGUUGUCCGUGGAAAAAUUUGGAUGUAUUAAUAAUUUUAUCGUCUUAAGGUUUACAUAAACAUGACAAGUAUUCAAACAACGAUUCCAUUCAAUAUACGGAAGAAAUGUUCGUUUUACGGGACUAAAAGUAAUGUACCGAAACAAGAUUUUACUAAUGCGACCGCUAGAGAAACUUCAUAUAAGUAUACCUCAACAGUAAAAAAGGUGAUUACCUUUAGUAGCAGUGAAUCUGAGUCGGAUUCAGAUGUAGAAAAUUCGUUGGUGGACAGUAAUGUUAAAAUAUGUGGGAAAGGCACGGUUGCACGGACUCCACGACGUGUUCGAAAAUCGAGCGAAUGCGAAGAGGGUCUUGGUUCCACACCUCCAAAACAAAAGAGGAUAGGGAAACAAGAGCCAUUUACAGCUCCUCUAACACCCUCUACACUUUUAGAUAAAUUACAUUUAAUAUCAUCUCCAGAUAAAGAAGAGAAACUAGUUCCUAAACAAUUAUUUAACUCAGAGAAAUAUCGCAAUGCACGUAAAGCUUUACACAGCUCAGUACCUGAAACAUUACCUGGUAGAGAAUCGGAAUUAUCUCAGUUAGAAAAGUUCAUGGAAAAACAUUUGAAAAAUGGAACGUCCGCUUCUUUGUACAUCUCAGGCCCUCCAGGAACUGGGAAAACAGCAUGCCUUUCAAAGCUCAUGUUAAAGCCUGAGUUUAAGACCAGGUUCAAAGUAGUCUAUGUUAAUUGUACAACCAUGAAAUCUGCUAUUACAAUUUAUGGGAAGAUCAUUCAUGAGUUAGGAUUGACUGCUUCAAAGUCUGGGAAAAAUAGUAAAACAGUCAUUGAGAAAUAUUUAAUUUCCAAGCAUAAAAUGUUACUGCUGAUUUUAGAUGAAUUGGAUCAGUUAGAAAGCCAAAGGCAAUCUGUUUUAUAUUCUAUCUUUGAAUGGCCAUUGAUACAAAAUUCAAAAUUACUGCUAAUUGGUAUUGCCAAUGCCUUGGAUUUGACAGAUAGGAUAUUACCUAGAUUACAGGCCAAAUGUGAACUGAAACCAAAAUUAAUGCAUUUUCCACCAUAUACUAAACAACAAAUAUCUAAUAUAAUAACAGAAAGAUUGAGUGAUGCAAAAGUAUCAGACCUGUUUACUGGGAAUGCAUUGCAAAUGUUAGCUGGAAAGGUUGCAGCAGUUUCUGGGGAUAUUAGGAGAGCCUUGGACAUUAGCAGAAGAGUGGUAGAGCUAGCAGAAUCUCAUAAAUUAGCACAAAUUUUACAACCUACAAAUAACAAUGAGAUAAAUACUGGAAGUCCUAAAAAGCAGCAGUUUGUAGCAGAGAAACCAGUAGACUUGAAAGAAGUCAUCACCGUCUUGAAUGGAGUUUAUGGUGGAUCUCAAAAUAUUGAGAAGGAAGAAAGCACAUUUCCUUUACAACAGAAAUUGCUACUAUGCUCCCUUUUACUUAUUUUAAACAAGGGGCGGAAUAAAGAUGUGACAGUGGGAAAACUGCAUGAAGUAUAUAAAAAGGUCUGCAAGAAACGGAAUAUCCACGCUGUCGACUGCUCCGAAUUUGUAAGUUUGUGUUCACUGAUAGAGACUAGAGGUAUUUUAAAAUUAACAACCAAAAGGGAGCCCCGUUUGUCGAAAGUCAAUUUGGAAUGGGAUCAAGAAGAAUUAGACGCGGCUUUACAAGACAAAAAUAUGAUGGCAGAAAUUAUUAACGAUGUAUCUUGUUUAUAGAUAUGAUCAUACAAAUUCUUGUAAUUUGUUAGGCUGAUUGUUAAUGUUUUUAAGCUUUAUCAAACGACGGAAGGCGCAUUGUAUUUUUAUAGCAAUACGUGACAUUAGUUUUUGUAGGCAUUUUUAUGUUAUGUAUCAGCACGUUUCAGUUACCUCUUUUGUGAAAUUUAUUGUUCAAUUACCAUUUCUUCGACACAUAGCAGUUUGAAGAACAAUUUAUUUAGCAUGAAAAAGCACUAUUCAUUGUAUAACAUUAUUUUAUAUUUUUGUUAAAAUAAUUUAUGU
This is a messenger RNA of Dufourea novaeangliae, 2203 nucleotides long. It is a transcript of the gene Cdc6, whose product is annotated as cell division control protein 6 homolog. The record is from RefSeq and is a predicted model, not a curated record. The coding region runs from base 260 to 1918 and encodes 552 amino acids. Gene Ontology annotation, biological process: mitotic DNA replication checkpoint signaling; cell division; DNA replication initiation. Gene Ontology annotation, cellular component: nucleus. The transcript has 4 exons. Lineage: Eukaryota; Metazoa; Arthropoda; Insecta; Hymenoptera; Halictidae. Gene Ontology annotation, molecular function: ATP hydrolysis activity; DNA replication origin binding.